Molecule: messenger RNA, 1420 nt
Organism: Pomacea canaliculata
Lineage: Eukaryota; Metazoa; Mollusca; Gastropoda; Architaenioglossa; Ampullariidae
Product: LEM domain-containing protein 1-like
Exons: 6
Coding region: 105-623 (172 amino acids)
Source: RefSeq, a predicted model, not a curated record
UCGGCCGUCAAAAGCUGCGUGCGCAUAUUGGCGGGGUAUCAGAACGGAAGCGUGGAUUUACCGUCGAUGGUUCUGUAGGCAAUAAAACUCUGCAUCAGGAAAGUAUGCCUCCCCUUCGACAAAUACCAGACUCUAUCAAGGCAUUGUCAGACCAGGAACUAGCUGAUCAACUUAUUGCACACAAUGUCACACUGGGUCCCAUUUUGCCUUCCACAAGGAGAGUAUAUGAGAUAAAACUUUAUGAACUGCAGACAGGAGAAAAACCAGCUCCAGCUUCACCGUACCCACCUGUGGAUGAAGAUGAUGAUAAAGAUACUGAACAAGAAGUGAGUUUCAAACAGCAGCCAAGACAAAGGACAACAAAAAUUACCCCACGAGAAUUAGACAACAGCACCAUGACACAGCCUUCUCCUCGAAGACCAUUACAUCCUCAAACAGAGGGAGCACAUAAAAUAAGUUCCUCAACAGGUGGUGUCGGGAAAUCAACCUCAGUAAAGUCUUCUGGAGGAAUUUCGGUGUUGGUGAAGAUCUUGUGUAUCAUUAUCAUUGCUGUCUUCGUUUUUCUGGUUAUCAAAAACAUGGAAGCAGACCCUGGCAGCAGCAUUCCUACUGUGGACCUGUAAAAUGGAAGGGCACCAGUUUAUAGACAGAAUGAGCAAAUACAUCGCUGAAAGUGUUGAUAUUCAUAUUGGCGUCACCUUGCAGACUUCAAACCAGCAGUGACUUCCCUGGACAUGACUGUAAACAAUGAAAAAUUAAUGAAUUAAUAAAGGAGUUUGUACAAGCAAGUGAUCUGCCGAAUUUUCUGUCCCAUUUAAAAUACCAUGCGUCAUUUAUUUCAUAAUGUCAUGACCACUUUAAGAACAUGAUUAAUUACUCACGGACAUAACAUUUUCACUCCUUCCACUCCAAAAAAAGUCUCAUAAUCUGAGGGCUACGAAGUACCUUAAGAGCAAAUAAUAAAAUAAUUCUUCAAUACAAUUUCUUGACUUACAAGUUUGUAGCUGAAAAUGUUUUUUGUGCAUUUAAAUGAUCGUCUCAGCUGUUGGUACUAAUAAACGUAUUUUCAACAUGCUGAUGAUAAGUGGAAAAAAUGACAAGUGCAAUCUCAAGAGCUUUAUAUUAACAAGCUCAGAUAUAUGUAUUGCAGUUAGGUGCUGUCUUGUAUUAUUUUGCUAACAAUCCCAAAAUUGGACGGUGGGGGAGGGUGAUGCCUCUGACCUAAACUUUUACUUUUUAUGACCACAAUGGCAAAAUUAGUUAAAACUGCAUUUAUUCAAUCUCUCUACAUGCAAAGACCAAACUGAAUCUUUACAUGAACUAUACAACUUAAAACUUAUGUACUAAAGAUAAGGGUAGCUUGAUUGUAUGUGCACUGUUUCUCUGACUUUGAGUUUCAGGUAAUAAAGUUUUCCGCAGA